Messenger RNA from Wyeomyia smithii (pitcher-plant mosquito), 3686 nucleotides. It is a transcript of the gene AcCoAS, whose product is annotated as acetyl-coenzyme A synthetase. The record is from RefSeq and is a predicted model, not a curated record. The transcript is spliced from 7 exons. The coding region runs from base 443 to 2449 and encodes 668 amino acids. Lineage: Eukaryota; Metazoa; Arthropoda; Insecta; Diptera; Culicidae. Gene Ontology annotation, molecular function: AMP binding; acetyl-CoA synthetase activity.
AAAUCAUAACGUACGUCUAGUUGUUGGGAAUCCAUGGCCGGGAUCGGACGUAUUUGCAAUACUUGUGGGACGAGAAAAAACACAUGUUACUAUAGUUCCGUGCUCAGUGUGUAACUGUUAGAAUUAAUCAUUUCGGAACUGAGAGUCUGGCGGGAGAAUACCGUUGAGGGAAACCCAGUUUGCUGAGCACUUCACAUGCGCGUAACGUUUUUACUCGGGCUCUCGUGCUGGAUGUGCUGAGAGGGGAAAUAGUGCAGGAGUAUACACAGAGAAAACAUUCGCUGAACGACCGUGAAUCGAUUAGGAUAGAAAACACAGUUUGGUGCAUUAUAGGCUAAAUCCUGUUUCGGGAAAAUAUCGUGUGCGUGACUAAUAUCGUGGUGAUACUUGCUUUGAUUCGAACGAAAGAAAAAUUGUCUAGUGGAAAAUUACAUCCUUAAAAAUGCCUUCAGAACCGAAGAUUUUCAAUCCGCAUCCGGAUGUAGCAGCCAAGGCCUACAUUAACAACAUGGAGCAGUAUGGGGAGUUCUAUCGGCAGUCCAUCGAAAAUCCUGGCCAGUUUUGGAGUAAUGUUGCGAAGCAAUUCCACUGGGAAACUCCCUGUGACCCAAAAAAUUUCUUUUCCUUCAACUUUGACAUAUCUAAGGGGCCGAUUUUCGUCAAAUGGAUGGAAGGUGCUUCGACUAACAUUUCCUACAAUUUGUUAGAUCGUAACGUAAAGAAUGGAUUAGGAGACACAGUGGCUUACUACUGGGAAGGUAACCACCCGGAUGACUACAGCCGACUGACCUAUCGCAAAUUGUUGGAGGAGGUUUGCCGCUUCUCCAACGUGCUCAAAUCGCAUGGCGUCCAGAAGGGCGAUCGGGUAUCAAUCUACAUGCCGAUGACAAUGGAGCUUCCGGUAGCGAUGCUGGCCUGUGCUCGAAUUGGUGCCGUCCAUUCUAUUGUGUUUGCAGGUUUCUCGUCUGAUUCACUGGCGGAACGGAUGCACGAUUGUCAAGCUAAGGUACUUAUCACUGCUGACGGUGCCUGGCGUGGCGAAAAGAUUCUGCACCUAAAGGACCUUUGCGAUCAAGCAAUGACAAAAUCGGAAGAGAUGGGACACCGCGUUGAGACGUGCAUCGUCGUAGCACACAUCAAUCGUGUUACCCCUGGAAAAUCGGACUGGGAUGGAGUGUUCGAUACACCCUGGACUGACGACCGCGACUAUUGGUGGCAUCAGGAGAUGGAAGAUGCCGAACCAGCCUGCUAUCCAGAGUGGAUGGCAGCCGAAGAUCCUUUGUUUAUGCUCUACACUAGUGGUUCUACCGGGAAACCCAAGGGGGUAUUGCACACGACAGCUGGUUACCUAUUGUACGCUGCAACCACUUUCAAAAUUGUAUUCGAUUACAAACCUCACGACGUUUACUGGUGUACCGCUGACAUUGGUUGGAUCACCGGUCACACGUAUGUGCUGUAUGGGCCAUUAGCAAACGGCGCCACCUCAGUGAUGUUUGAAGGUACUCCAUUCUUCCCGGAUAACGACCGUUACUGGGAAGUCGUCGACAAGUAUAAGGUUACACAGUUCUAUACGGCCCCUACGGCGAUUCGAUCGUUGAUGAAAUUUGGUAAUGAACCAGUGUUGAAGCACGAUCUGUCUACGUUGAGAGUUCUUGGAAGUGUGGGUGAACCCAUCAAUCCAGAGGCAUGGAUGUGGUAUUACAAAGUUGUCGGGAAGGAAAAGUCCUCUAUUGUGGACACCUUUUGGCAGACGGAAACGGGAGGACAUGUGAUUACACCACUACCAGGCGCGACUCCGAUGAAGCCAGGAUCGGCGUCUUUCCCAUUCUUUGGAGUGAAACCAUCUUUGUUGGAUGAAAGUGGCAAUGAAAUCACAGGUGAAGGGGAAGGUUAUUUGGUCUUUUCACAGCCGUGGCCGGGGAUGAUGCGGUCGUUGUUCAAUGAUCAUCCAAGGUACGAGUCAACUUAUUUCUCCAAGUUCAAUGGAUAUUAUUGCACUGGCGAUGGUGCCCGACGCGAUAGUGAUGGUUACUAUUGGAUAACAGGUCGCGUCGAUGAUAUGUUGAAUGUAUCCGGUCAUUUGAUGUCUACGGCAGAAGUUGAAUCCGUACUUACGGAACAUCCACGUGUAUCGGAAGCAGCGGUUGUGUCCCGGCCACAUCCCGUUAAGGGGGAAUGCCUAUACUGCUUCAUCACACCCAAUCAGAAUGAAAUUUUCGACAAGACGCUUAUCAACGAAUUGAAGGUUCUGGUGCGAGAACGAAUCGGUCCCUUUGCACAGCCUGAUGUAAUUCAGAAUGCUCCCGGUUUACCGAAGACUCGCUCCGGCAAGAUCAUGCGGCGGGUGUUACGUAAAGUAGCAGUUAACGAUAGGGAAAUUGGAGACACCUCUACCCUGGCGGAUGAGGCUAUCAUCGAGCAACUUUUCGCUAACCGGCCGGUAGCUUAGAAUGGUGACUCAAACGAAAGAUCUCAUAAAUCCUUUGCAUUAACUGCUAUUACCUUAACAUGAUCUGCGGCGAGUUAAAAUUAAGCGAUAUCAACCGAUACAGAUAUUAGGCUCUAGAAUAUACUAAGUACGAAACCUGUAGUUGGACCUGGCUCGUGACUGCUGCAUGUAUCGAAAAGACUUUAUCAGAAACUGUUUGAGAAUGGUGCUAAAACGUGCGACGGAAAACUCUACGAAAGAUCAGCGAAAAAUUUAUAUUAUAUAGUUGGUUUAUUUUUGUUGUUAUGGGUAUACAAAACUCAUCUGCCAGAUUUUAGCAUUUGAUCAUUUGUAUGCUACAUGCAUGUAUGCUAUUCAGUGUUGAGUGGAAAUGUGUGGAAAGACAUCACAUUCCUUCAGAAGUGACAUCGAUGGAAAUAUCGAUCGCGGCUUGCCGACAUAGAUGUAUUUGUGCUUCGCAUACUGUAUGUUAUAACUAGUAAGAUUAGAAUUUGUUUUAGUAAAACAACAAUUGUAAGUUUGAGAAUAAUUCGUUUUGAACGAAUCUGUAACUUUGCUGGAUGUACAACGAAUGGAAUGCCAAUGACACAAACUUAAUCUUUUAAGAAACCAAAAUUUUGCACACAUGUUGAUUUCUGUAACGCAAACGCUUUUUAUGUUUUAUACUAGUUACUCAAUAAAAGAAAACACACAACGUUAUUAUUUCUUUAUUUUUCCAAAACUCACACACCACUUUUGAUUAAUACCCCACAUGUUUAACUCCCUUAGUCAUCAAACAAAAACAACACGGUUUCUCUCUGUAGAUUUCAUCGGGACAAUAGCAUCUCAUCCCUGGAAAACAUAUCAUUUCCUUUGCUGGGUGCAACCUGCGGUGAAGGAAACUAGUAGUUGUAAGUAUGAAAACUACUGCAAUACCAAAGAUACCACGCGUUAGCCGAUAACACACAUAUCAAUGGCGUGCCUGAAACAACGUUAUUACAGGUUGAAAUGACGAUGCAAGCCACCAAACUAGAAAAUGACUAUAGAAUAUAUAUCAGAAAUGUUGAUUGUAAACAUAUCAUAUGCUUGAGAUAAAUUUUACCUUAAACAAAAUUAGCCACGGAAUACGAUUUCAAAACUGUUAUUGUUUGAUAGCUUUUAAACCGUUCGUAGAGCACUAAAACAACAUUAUAAGUGACUGUAUACCGUAUAAUAUUAAUAAACGGAAAAUGUAGUAGCAAUACAUUGACUGAUACAA